AACUUAUUUGCGAAUUAAGUGAAUGAUUAAAUGGUUAACGAAAUGUAUUUCUAUCAAGCAGGUAGAUAAUCAAAUACAUAAUGGGAGACGAAGCUGUCCCUGGUUGGAAACAGCUGAAACGGAGGUUUGGGUUUUUCGACAACGCCGGAAUUAAAGACGCAGCCGGAAAUCUGUUGCCGAUGACGCGCAUGCCCGAUGGCCGAAUUUUCCCGCCUUUUGGUGAAGAGUACAUCAACAACGUGAGUAAAGCUAGGCUGCGGGCAGACGACAUCUUGCUGUGUGGAUAUCCCAAGUCUGGCAGUCACUGGACAUGGGAGGUAAUCGUGAAAAUUCUGCGAGUCAAGCAAGAGUUACCGGACGUUGACAAGACCGAUCUGAUGCUGGAACUGGUGGAGCCUAGUGUCUAUGACGCCGUGCCCUCACCCAGGGUGCUAAACACGCACGUGCUCUUUGAUGAGCUUCCAGAAGAGAUCACCAAGCUAAAGAACAAGAUCAUCCUGACUGCCCGAAACCCAAAGGACACCUCCGUAUCCCACUACAACCACCACCAUGAAUUACCUCCCCAGAUCACCAAGCUAAAGAACAAGAUCAUCCUGACUGCCCGAAACCCAAAGGACACCUCCGUAUCCCACUACAACCACCACGUCCUGCUCAAGUAUGUCUUCAACUACAGCGGUCAAUUCGAGGACUGGAUUCACCUGUGGAUUAACGGGCUCACUGAUUAUGGCGGCUUCCUGGAAUUUCACCAAAAUUGGGAUCAAGCGAUCCGGGAAAAUCCGGAUAUCCCUAUUCUAGUGAUGUUUUAUGAGGAUAUGAAAGAAGACUUGACUUUGUCGGUUAGAAAACUUGCCAAAUUUCUUGAUGUAGACCUGACAGACGGUCAAGUGGAAGAAAUUGUCAAAACAUCGGAAUUCAAAGCAAUGAAAGAACAAUUUAAAGGGAAACCAGUCGAAGCUCUCAUUCGAAAAGGUGAAGUAGGAGACUGGAAGAACUGGUACACUGUGGCGUGGAGUGAAGAGGUGGACAAGUGGAAACCUGAACUGGACAAGACAGUCUUUAAAUUUAGAUACGUCUUAAAUUUUCAAAGCGAGGAAGAUUUACGGGAUAAAAGCAUCACAUGGCAGAACUCUGUAGCAGACUGUCAGAAAAACAACCGCGGCGAAUACCAAACUCUAGCAGACGUGGAGCAGAAGUCGUGGGAUGACCUUGAGAAGCUGGAGCUCCUGACCCAGAUGUACCAUCUGACCGUUUGUCUGAAGAUCGACGUCUCGGGAGACCGGGUCUGCUACGGGUCUGGGUUUGUCCAGAGGGUCAGGACAACUUCAGGACAAGAGUGUCCAGACAAGACAUGUGAGCUGAGGGGAAAGGAGAACCACAGCUGGGGUGUGAUUACAAUCUCAACUGUCAGUCACGUGAUCAACUGUGGCGGAUAUGAAAACCUCACUGCUAAACUACACUACGAUCACGAAUACGAUGUUUGUGAAAUCAUUUCCGGGUUUAGACAAACAGACUCUGACAAUGACGAUGAUUGGUGUGCUAUUGAGUGCCAAUCUCAUAAUUUACGUCUUGCCAAAGAGCUGAAAGAAGGUCUACAAACCUACGAAAAACUUCUGAAAAAACUAUACAACAGGUAUAAAGAUAGAGUUGGGGAUAUUCCUGUAUUUGUUGUUGGCCACCCGCACGGAGGUCCGAAGAAGAUCAGUUUUGGGUCUCUCAGUAGGGAAAGUGAGGCCUUAAGAGAGGUACGAGAAAAUCAGCACUGGUGCCGGUAUUUUUACACCAAUGCGACUUGCAAUGGCAGCAGCGGUUCGCACAUCCACAUACUGGCUGGGCUUACACCCAAGUAG
Molecule: messenger RNA, 1847 nt
Organism: Physella acuta
Lineage: Eukaryota; Metazoa; Mollusca; Gastropoda; Physidae
Molecular function (GO): sulfotransferase activity
Source: RefSeq, a predicted model, not a curated record